Messenger RNA from Ostreobium quekettii, 282 nucleotides. NCBI's taxonomy places the organism in Eukaryota, Viridiplantae, Chlorophyta, Ulvophyceae, Bryopsidales, Ostreobiaceae. The record is from the annotation of a GenBank genome assembly.
AUGGAUCACACGCUGCCCAAGACGGCGGCCGCUUUCAUUCUGGCGGAAAAUGGCCCCACGCUGACGCUCGAGGGGACGUAUUCCAUACCACCAGGCGCCGGAGACGAGCCAGCAGAAGAGGAAGAGGCGCCCCCCGACGACCAGCCGCCCAUGCCAGCGUCACCCUACUACGAGGGGCUCGGGUUCGCAUGCAGGACGGGGUGCCCAUUCCCCUCCACGGACGUCCCCUUCCCGCCGAUCGACGCCCCCAAGCCGCCGCCCAUCUCCCCUGCGCCAGAGUGA